AGGCGAAUCGAUUUUUUUAAUAAAAGAGACGGAGCGAUAAGCAUUAAACCAUAGGACGGCUUCUACCACGUCAAUGGAGGAACCUCAUUUCACCUGCAGGUUCUUGCUAGUCACGACUAUGGCACCAUCCGAAAAUUAUUGAGCCUGCUCUCAAAUAAAGUAAAACGAGAACAUUACGACCGUGGCAACCGCAACAUUGAAGAAGCAAGAGCGCGCAUAAGAAUAAUAAAACAAGAAUGUUGGCAGCGCAGGUGGCAGCGGCCGGUGGGGUCGCAGCCCAGCAGCGCAUGAGCGGCUCGAUGGGGGCACCCCCGCAGAUGCCCCAGCAAGCCCACCCGGGUAGCAAGAUGAUGCACGACCAAGCGAGCUACGGGUAUCCUAAGCAAAAACGUCCCCACGACCCCAUAGUCAAGCUGGUAAAUCUGCAAGACAAUUCUCCACGCUUUGGGAGGUGUGCAUGACAAGUUCCCAUCUGCAGUGUAGUGCUGGUCAGCAAGGGCAGACGCAUGAGAAAGCCAGUUUAUCAUCGUGUUUACAGCAUUCUUGCAAAUUCCUAAACACAAUUGGAAAUGCCUCUCAUCAUUAUGGAGAUGCGCAUUACAAAUGUUCCUGUCAUUGCGCAGUUGCAUGACAGCUAUGGAGUAGGGACGUUUUUACAUAGGAUAACAGGGCACCCACCUCCCUCAUUCCGCAGACACGGUUCCGGGGCAGGAGGGGCGCUACGUUCUACGAGUUAUCAAAUGCAAAUAUGUCAUCUGGGUCUGGAAGAUUGCGAGAUUUGUCAUGCUAGUCUGGCAUGACUCUGCACUGCACUCUGUAUUGUGUGCUGGCCACCAAGAGGCUCUCUUGCCUGUCAUGCAAAAGCGCACUUUCUCGUGCGAAAUACGCAUCACACAAGCACGAAAAAACUUGUCAUGCUUGGCGGCGCAUGAUUACAGAGCACUUAUUGGUCACGGACUUGCAUCACAAGUUUCCAGACCCAGAUGACAUUUUUGCAUUUGAUACGAGUUGAGAAAAGACAACUGCUUCACGGACAUCGCCAUGGCGUCCUGGUUAUGCAUUGCAAAAGUAUCGUACUCGUAGUAAUCCCAUUCAUGCAUUACAAAUUUCUUUCUCAAGUUAAAUCCGCAUUACAAAUUUGAUUUCUCAUGCUGAGGAAAUUUGUAUUCGCAAUUCAUACUAGUACGGUACUUUUGCAGUGCAUACUGGUUCGAGAAUUUCGCGCUCCUCGUUAUCGUCCUGAACGCACUGUGGAUCGGGGUGGAGGUUGACAUAAACGACGGCACCAAAGACGCACCGCCAGAGGAGCUUUUUGUCGUGGUGGAAAACGUGUUUUGCGUUCUGUUCACGGCCGAAAUCUUCGUCCGCCUCAUGAGUUACAAGAAGGCGCUUUUCUUCUGCACCGACAAGGAGCUGCGAUUUUGGAACAUCUUCGACUUGCUUUUGGUACCACGCUAGUACAACGUAGUUUGGAGGUUGUCACGCAAAUUUCCUGUAUGUAGAAAUUGUGAAGUUCUUGUAAUAAUCCACCUCAUGAUCCUGGUGCUCUAUCGCGCACAGUAUAAUAAUUGCUAUUCAAAGGGACUACUUCUACUACACACCGCGUUGAAUUGAUUCUUGUAGCUCGAAGUGCUGUUGAAGACACCCAUCAUGAAAAACCUACCUCAGGUGCUGUUGAUGGUAAUAGAAAACUGGAUUCUCUCCUGGGCAAUGGGCGACUAUGGAUUGCAAAAAUGUCUGGGUCUGGAAGAUUGCCGUGUUUGUCAUGCAUAUUUGGUAUGGCCAAGGAUGUCUGUAAUGCAUGACCUAGCAUCACAGAUUUUUACAAGGCUUCCUGAUGCCUAUUCCGCAUGACAAAUUCCGUCCCCGCGUAGCACAAACUGGACUCCUCUUGCUGGUCAUGCAAUACAAAUUUUUUUCGACUCCCAAGCUAGCAUCACAAGUCCCAACUUUCCAGACCCAGACAUAUUUGCAAUGCAUAGCGACGAGGAAGGUGCCAUGAGCUCGCUGUCCGCGUUGCGUCUGCUCUAUGAAUCUGUCAGGAUUGAAAUCGUCAAAGUUGAAAUGGUUUGUCAUGCAUAAAAUGCAAGGCAUGAAGUGCCUGUCUUGCCGGGGUGGCAAGUGAGGCAGAUUGUGGGCCUAUUUAGGGUUUGGGAUAGAACUGCUAAAGGAGCAUGACAAAAGCACUGCUCUGUGCCCAAACAGCAUGACAAAUUGGAUUUCGGUGCUCCGGAAAUUUGUCAUGCGCCGCUUGAAAAUUGGUCUCCCAAGUGGUAUCCAUUCAUGACACAUUAUUUCAACUUUGUCGAUUUCAAACCUGACGCGUCCAUAUGCUCAGGUUGCUGCGUAUCUCCCGAAUCUUUCGAAUGGUCCCCGAGCUCGGAAUGAUGGUCAAAUCGAUGGCGGCGGCUGCAAGGUACAUCGGCUCAUUGUUGAAUCAGCUCCUCACAUACUUUGGACAAAAACAAUGUCAAGAACCAGUGGAUGAACUCGAAUUUGUUGUGCUGAAGAUGCAGAAUGUUGUGACGUGAAGAUGUGAUAACCCACCUUUGUCAUAUACGAUGUCAUCUUCAUUCAUUUUUGUAAAUUUAGCAUGACAAUAAAAAGAAAAACUACCACCUCUCCUAGGUCCGUGUCUUCAACGAUGGUGCUGGCAGUCGGGCUCAUGUACGUCUUCGCCGUUUUAUUCACGCAGUGGGGCUAUGCAUCGCAAAUAUGUUCUUCGGGUUUGGAAGAUUUGUCAUGCGAAACGACUUCGUAUUUGAAUUUCUUCUACUUUCACGAAAAGAAGUCACAUGAUCUGGGCUUCUAUGUUUGUGAUGCGUCGAGAGUGCGGUUUCUCCCCAGCUUUUUUUGUUUUUUGAAGUGCUGAAUGAAUAAUCUUCAUCCUCACAAUGCAGCUUGUAAAAAUCUAGAGCAGCCCGAGGACAACAUGUUUGCAAUGAAUAUCGGCAAAGAAAAGGAAGACUUCAAUGGAAAAUGCCGAGACUUGCCAACGCCGUGCGAAGACGAUACAAACUACUUUGGCUCCCUCGGCUGGAGCUUUAUGAGCUUGAUGCAGAUAUUGGUACCAUCUUGAUUUUUUACGAUCUCUUGAUGCUUCAUCGUUUUGGGCAGAUGAAGUAGCGUAGAAAUAACUGGAGCUCUGUCAUGUGAAAGGAAAUUCGUGCCUUUUAUUCUUCCCAAGAAAUCCGUCCCUGCUUCUUGACACGCGACGAGUAUGUUUACGUAUACAUGAAAAAAGUAAAAGUACAGAUUAUACACGGAACGAAAGCGAUGAUGAAGCCAUCCAAAAUAAAGUUGCAACUGAUCUUUUCCCCCAAAUAAGGUAUACGACGACACUUUCGCGCUUAUCCGCAAGACUUUCCUGGCCAACGCACUCAUGGGUCUGCUGCUGAUCAUCUUCAUCCUCGUUGGUGCCUUCACGGUGCUCAACAUGCUAAUUGGUGUCUAUGGCGUUCUCGAACGUUACAUUCUGAGCUGUUACAUGAAUUUGUGAUGCAAGAACCGCAACAGUGAACGGGGCAAGCUUGCAGCUUUCGCAUCACAAAUCCGGCACAGAUUUAGGCGCUGUUUAGCCCUUCGGGGAUUUGUCAUGCGAAGUGGCUUGAUUGUCUGGUGGUUCAUGAUGUUUUUCGCGGUUCUGACCCUAGAUCUCCUGCGUCCGAAGCUGCUUGCGGCGACGGUGCAAAGGUUUUUGAAGUGGCGCAGUCGGGUAUGCAUGACAAAUCAUGUGACAUCAGUUGAGAAUGUAACGUUUGAGAAUCCCAUAGUGUCAUCUGCGAGAUUGUGUCGACCACAAAAAAGGAAGAUAUGAACACGAAGCUUUUCACCUCCGCACAACAAGAAUCGGAACUACUACACGUGCCAAUCUUGCAUGAGAAGUACAACUAGCAGCCUGUCAAGUGUUGUAAGUACCUUUUGCUUUUUCAGCAACAGAAAUAACCUUCGUCUCGGUUUUAGCAAGAACUUGCUGUUUUUUAUCCAGGUCCACCUCCACCCGAAAUUUGUGAUGCGCGAUGUGCUUUGGUGAAACAGGUUUGUGUUGCAUAGGAGAGGAAGAGAAGCUACUCAUGAACAAGGUCGAGGAUCUUUUCGCGCAAAUGGACGCCGACGAAUCUGGCACCAUCUCCCGGGAAGAAUUCGAAGCCAAGACCGCACUCCUAGAGAAGCUGGGCCUGGACCAGUCCACAAUAAGACUAGCCUUCGAACUCAUUGAUGACGACCGCAGUGGAAGCUUGGAAAUGCAGGAAUUCAUACACAUGGUAUGAAAUUUCAUGCGAUUGUUGUAGUUGUUGCAAUACAAAUAUUAAUUAGCAUCUUCCACCGGCGCAGGCAUGAUGUUAUUUUUGAUUGUAGCGUUGUUGUGAGAUCACUGUACGAACAAAUAUGACACGUGAGCAUGAUCACAACCACAAGAAGCCUCAGAAGCCUCGUUCGCUUGAUGUUGAUGAAGUGCGGGUAAAUAAAAAUAUGGUUUUGCGGAUCAUCAUGAUAGAACCCGAACAGCAAAAGCGGAGCAACACGAAAAUCUACACGUGAACUUCUAGCAAUAUGAAAACGAAAACGCAUUCACAAAAACUACACUUAGGUUUUCCGGCUGUUGCACCCCCCGACGUCACAGGACCUUUUGGUGAUAAAACGAAAUUUAGCGAAGCUGUGCGACUCCCUCGGUUGCGACGUGUUCGAUGCGCCCCCACCCAUGAAGGCCAGCAAGAAGAGCGGACGCGCGACCUCGGGCGGCGGAGGCAAUGGCCCCUCGGACGGGGGCUCCGGAAAGGGGGAGGGGGAGAAGGAAGAGAAGGUGGCGAGCGGGUUUGUCAAGAAGUCAAAGACUAUGGCGUUCUCAACUGUUACAUCUUCAACUGUUACAUGGAUUUGUGAUGCAAGAAUGAAAAAAGAGCAAGGAGGAAGAUUGCGCCUUUUGCAUUACAAGUUUGGUGCAGAUUAUAAUGCUAUCUAGUGCGUCAAGAACUUGUCAUGCGAAGCAGCUUGAUCCUGUAGAUGUGUAUUGUAGUUUUGCAUUACAAAUCCAUGUAACAGUUGAGAAUGUAACAUUUGAGAACGCCAUAAAGACCUUCUCGGGGAUGGAAACCAGUGUGGCGCAAUACAGCAUCGAUAUGCAUUGCAAAAGUAUCGUACUCGUACUAAUUGCAACUUCUACGCAUGACAAAUCUCGUCCUUAAGGUAAAACAGCAUGACAAAAAAAUCCAGUUCUCAUGCUGGGAAAAUUUGUAAUGCAUUUUUUAUACGAGUGCGAUACUGUUGCUGUGCAUAAUCGAGCAUGUGGAGCAACAAAUCAAAAACGCAGUGGCCCUGGCGGUCAAGCAGGAGGUGGUGUUAUGGAACAAAAGCCUCCAAAGUGUGUCACUGUCGUGUCUGAAAAAAUUAUUCUUUUUCUUUCUCAGUGUCACCCCGGACGACUACACCGGAUGUUGACACUACGACAACCUCUACUGCUAGUAGCCGCGCAACAGAAACAUAGAAAGUGGUCGAAUUAUAUUCAAUGUUUCAGAUUGCUACACAAGCACACUUUUUUUUGUUCUUGCAUAAGCGCCGAGACUAGGGGCAGGAGGAGGAGCGGGCGGCUACGGUGGCUACGAUGCCGGCGCGGUAUUUUUUUACUAUGUGGACAUGGGAUCUACAUCUCGAUCUAGGUGUGCAUGACAGAAUUUUUUACAAACGAAAAUCGCCUCCGUGUCCGUGUGACUUGUCAACGUGUGUGAAUUGACGAGAUAAGUAAACAAAAGUGAUUUGCCAUGCACAAAUGUGAAACAAACACAGAUGUCAAACUACGGUGGUGGGGCUUCGAACGAAAAUUUGGAGAGCAUCAAGCGCGAAGUCCGGGGCUUGCAGGAUUCCGUCCAGCGGGUGGAUAUGAAUUGCAAGAGCAUCGUGCUAGUAGUACUUAAUCGCAUUACAAACUUGCUCAGCAUGACAAAUGGAAUUUGUGAUGCUGUUUUACCUUAGUAAGGAGACGAGACUCGAAUAGCUUCGCCCGCUCGGUGUGACAUCGCAAACUUGCGCUAGAAGGAGCAUUUUUCACAAAGUUCACCUCCCGCCGCGGGACGCGCACGCUUUGCGUAUCACCUGGGAACAACGUUGCUGCGUCUCGCGCUGCAUCCCCCCGCGGCCUAGUGGAUGCGUUUUCAAAGCAUGUCGAGCCGGAAACGCGGCUAGAGACGCCUUCGCAGUGCGUUUCUGGUUGGAAAUCUAGCAAGCGACGCCGUCGCAGUGCAUUUCUAGCUGGAAACCCACCUAGCGACGCCGUCUCAGGGCGUUUCUAGCUAGAAAGCCAGCUAGCGACGCCGCCCCGGUGUGUGUCCAGCAGGGAAUCCAGCUAGCAAUGCCGUCCCAGCGCCUUUCUAGCUGAAAGGAAAUACGGCCGGAAAGGCAGCGGCAGCGUGUUUCCGGCUAGAGAUCCAGGCGGAAAGGCAUCGCCAGCGCGUUCCCAGAACGAAAUCCAGCGGGAGAGGCAUCGCCAAAGCGCCCCCGGCUGGAAGAAAUUCAGCCGGCCGCGUCUUUGCAGAGUAUUGCUAGCGUGAAAUGGAGCCGGGGGCGCCUUUUCUUUCAGAGCAUUCCUAGCGGGAAACCCAGACGGAGGCGCGUUUUUUUCUAGCCGGGAGGAAAUCCAGCAGGGAGGCAGUGCAUUACUUAAAGAGGCAUCCGCAAGCAACGCGCCUCCAGCUGGAAAUCCAUCGAGGGCGCCUCUUCGAUGAGUAUCCAGCUGGAGACGCCGUGGCAAUGGAAAUCCAGCUUGCUGGAAACGCCUUUUCGAGGGAAAUCCAGAUGGAAACGCAUCGAGAAGGCUUUUCCAGCGCUUUCCCGCCCGACCUUUUCAAAGUGUUGGAAGCUGGAUUUCUAGUAGAAGACGGCUUUCGAUUUCUAGCUUGGAAUCCAGGCGCGGGGAACAGUUUGAAAAGGCAUCCGCGGCGCAUUGUUAGCUGGGAUUCCAGGUCAAGGCGCCUCAAGGUGUUGCCAGGUGGAUAGAUUUGCGGGCGGAGAUGCCUCGGGGCAUUUCCAGCUGUCAAGAAUCGCAAGGCAGCUGAUUUCUCUUCGGUUUCCCGGGGUUUCUUCCCGCGUUAGCAAAACUCUUCUGGCUACCCGGGGAAAGGCUUGCCUAGAAGGAUAUUGGGUAGGUAAUGGGAAGCUAUCGGGAAGGGGUGGCAGAGCUGGAGCUCUUCUCGGGUUGUUGUGCUUAGCGCGGCUCUUCAGGCUACCCGGGGCAAGGAUCUUCUAGUAGGGUAGCGGGAGGGUGUUCAUUGGGAUAGUGGAAAUGUGUUGGGAAUUUGUUUUUUUUUUCCCGAGUUGCUGCGUUUAGCACAGUUAUUCUGGCUACCCGGGGCAUGGGUUUUCUAGUAGAAUGCCUGGAAGGUAUUGAUGGAGGCAUCCAUCUGCGCCAUCGUUGCACGCCUUCCAGGUGCAGCGUCCGUGGCUGCGGUUGCCGCCUUCCGUCUCCGUCGGCUGCUCGCGAUGUCUCCGUGCCCGCGAUCAGCUGAAGCUUUUUUUCCUUAGGGAUUUCAUUAAGAAAGUGACACGCGAGCGCGCGGAUCCGAUUGACCCCCUACGUCACUCCCCCCCGCCCCUUCGAGAUGAUGACACUGGGCCCCAAUCUGUAUGAGUAGUUUUUAUUUUUGGGAUGAAGACUUACAUGCGGGGGGCCCUCGCCCCCCCCCGCGCCCCCCCCCGCCCUUUCGAUAUGAUGACACUGCGCCCCAAUCCGUAUGAAUAGUUUUUAUUUUUGGGAUGAAGACUUACAUGCGGGGGGCCCCCGCCCCCCCCCGCGCCCCCCCCGCCCUUUCGAUAUGAUGAUAUUGCGCCCCAAUCUGUAUGAAAAGUUUUAGAUCUAAGAUUAUAGCUUUAAGAUCUAAGAUCAUGACUUUUGACAUUGCGCCCCGAUCUGUAGGGAUGCUUUUAAGAUCUAAGACGAUAAGAGCCAAGAUUAUGGCUUUUGAGAUGAAGACUCACAUGCGGGGGGCCCUCGCCCCCCCCCGCGCCCCCCCCCGCCCCUUCGACGUGAUGUUAUUGGGCCCCAAUCUGUAUGAGUAGUUUUUAUUUUUGAGAUGAAGAACUACAUGCGGGGGGCCCUCGCCCCCCCCCGCGCCCCCCCCGCCCUUUCGAGAUGAUGACACUGCGCCCCAAUCUGUAUGAAAAGUCUUUAGUUCUAAGAUUAUAACUUUAAGAUCUAAGAUCAUGACUUUUGAGACGCUUGGUCAUAGCUUUAAGAUCUAAGAUUCAUUAUGAGAUGCUUUAAGAUUCAGAUUAGAUGACUUUGAGACGCUUUUUAGAAUCUAAGAUGAUGACUUUUGAAAUGAAGACUCCAGAAUUCUGCGAUAGGUUUAAGAUUUCGUAAGAUUUGAGAUUGAGAUAAGAUUUGAUAAUAAGAUUGGCGAUUCGAAUAAGAUUUGAGACUGAGCUAAGAUUUAAGAUUCAGAUUGAGACUGAGACUUGAGAUUGAGACUUGGUGUGAAAUUGAAUUACUCAAUUUGAAUUAUUCAUGAAGUUGAAUUAUUCAAUUUGAAUUAUUCACGAAAUUGAAUUAUUCAAUUUGAAUUAUUCAGAAAAUUGAAUUAUUCGUGAGUCUUGCGAUGAAAUUGUAGAUAUGACUAUCAAUUUGUCAUGAUGCAUAACAGCAAUUGGUACGAGUGCGAUACUCUUGCACUGCAUAGUGGAAGUGGUGCUGCAAAAUCUACGGGACAAACUGCAGGUUAAGCGACGGUCAAGCUCGCAGCAACAACAGGGAAACAACUCGUCACAGUAGGGGGACGACGCGCGGAUGAUGUUCUUGGUGUCGUGAUUUCGUCAAGUUUAUUUCUCAGAUGUUACAUACUCCUUGACAAGAACUACUCCCGGUGCUGUGAAAAAGUAAAAGACACGACAUCGACAGUGAUAUAUGGAAAAGCGAAAGAACUCGAAAAUGCUAUGUACAAAUGUCUAUACCUACGAUAGAUUUGUUGUCCCUACAACUAAGGAGGUGGAGCGAGAAGAUAGUUUUACCUCUGUGCAUCAAGAAAGCAAUACACUUCUGGGCUUCAUCUUGAGGAGAUCAUUUUUUUACCCGACGAGGACAACUCCACCUAGUAGAAGAUCAGCUUUUCUCCUUUUUCAGGCACAGCAGCAUGAAAAGUGCUAGACCCCCAGCGAGAUAGUGGUGUCCUAGUCUUCAAGGAGAACCAAAAAUAGUAGUGCCGCAGUGGCUGUGGUGCUGCUUCUGCACAAAAUGUUGACUCGGAUAGCAUCUAUUUCGUCGGAGGUAGUUGUACCGUAGUACUACUAAGGUGUUAUUGGUCAUUUGAUUUUCCACAACGAACAGAGCCGUAUGAUCUAGACCCUGCUGUUGAUUGGGUAGUUGCUUGUCGUCGUUCCACCCCCGGCGUCCCCGGCCACAAAAAAACACAGUACAGAGUUGUCGCAGUCAUGCUUUUACUUCAUUUCUACCUCCUUGCAGUACUAUCCUAAUAUCUCCUCCUUAAAUAUAGUCUGUCAAUGAAAUAUUGUGUUUAAUUUAUCAUGAAAGUACGAAAAUGUAUUGCAGCGAGCACGCGGCCGUCGCGUGCUUUGUUUAUUAUGUUUCCGAAAUGAAAUCACAAUCACAAGCAGAAAGCACGAGCAGAACCUAACCUUUCGUAGGAGGGAUUAUAUUCACGUAAUAAAAAAAAAUGCUCGCACAAAAAAAUCAUCCACUGUAUAAUUCUGUUGUGAAUCUAGACCGCAGCCUGUAGUUGAAGCUUGUACAUAAAUUCGACUGAAGAGAACAACUUCUAUAAGCGUGAGUAUCAACUUGUUAUGGUGCUGUACAGAGAAAUAGAAGAAAAGCUUAAGCUAGUGCUUGACG
Molecule: messenger RNA, 9835 nt
Organism: Amoebophrya sp. A120
Lineage: Eukaryota; Dinophyceae; Syndiniales; Amoebophryaceae
Source: the annotation of a GenBank genome assembly